AUGCACAGUGCCGGUAAAGGUAUGUCUUCCUCUGCUAUUCCAUACAGCAGAAAUGCUCCAGCUUGGUUCAAAUUGUCCACUGACUCUGUUAUUGAACAAAUCACCAAGUACGCCAGAAAGGGUUUAACUCCUUCUCAAAUCGGUGUCUUAUUAAGAGAUGCUCAUGGUGUUACUCAAGCUAGAAUCAUCACCGGUAACAAGAUCUUAAGAAUCUUAAAAUCUAACGGUUUAGCUCCAGAAAUCCCAGAAGAUUUAUACUUCUUAAUCAAAAAGGCUGUCUCUGUCAGAAAGCACUUAGAAAGAAACAGAAAGGACAAGGACGCUAAGUUCAGAUUAAUUUUAAUCGAAUCUAGAAUCCACAGAUUAGCUAGAUACUACAGAACUGUCGCUGUCUUACCACCAAACUGGAAAUACGAAUCUGCUACUGCUUCUGCUUUAGUUAACUAG
Kazachstania africana CBS 2517 is the source of this 447-nucleotide messenger RNA. It is a transcript of the gene RPS13, whose product is annotated as 40S ribosomal protein uS15. Gene Ontology annotation, molecular function: structural constituent of ribosome; small ribosomal subunit rRNA binding. The record is from RefSeq and is a predicted model, not a curated record. The transcript is spliced from 2 exons. Gene Ontology annotation, cellular component: nucleolus; ribosome; cytosolic small ribosomal subunit. NCBI's taxonomy places the organism in Eukaryota, Fungi, Ascomycota, Saccharomycetes, Saccharomycetales, Saccharomycetaceae. Gene Ontology annotation, biological process: translation. The coding region runs from base 1 to 447 and encodes 148 amino acids.